AUGAGAUUGACAUUGCGGCAGCUUGAGUCGCAAGCCUCGGUCAUUGAGACGCUGCGUCAGGAAGUCAUCAGCCAGACCACGAUCAUCAACGCAUCACUGGCCGACGCGUCCGAGGACCCCAGCCAAGCAGAGGUUAGUGCCCUCGCGGCGGUCAUCAACCCGGCCUUUGAAGCCAUCACCGCCGCCAUCGGCUCCGCCACGAGCAACGUCAACAGAGGUCGUCGUCUCCGGCGCCAGGAAGACGACGGGGAAGAAGGAGCGUCUUGCGAUGCGCAGUGCCUGACGGAGAGGGUGCUCGAGGUCGUGUACGAGAUUGUCAGCACGGUGCGCGCCGUCAUUGAGCGCAUCGGACUCGGCCCUGUGCUACUGCGCGUCAACCCGCUGCUGUUGGCCCUCAGCGCGUUGGUGCUGGCGCUGAACGUGCUUGUCACCGGUCUGUUGGUCACUGUCACUGCUGUCGUCGCGACGGUUCUGGGUGGUCUCGGUCUCGGGCUGCUGCUUUUGGGGUGGGGCUAG
Molecule: messenger RNA, 516 nt
Organism: Verticillium alfalfae VaMs.102
Lineage: Eukaryota; Fungi; Ascomycota; Sordariomycetes; Glomerellales; Plectosphaerellaceae
Exons: 4
Coding region: 1-516 (171 amino acids)
Source: RefSeq, a predicted model, not a curated record